Coccinella septempunctata (seven-spotted ladybird) is the source of this 478-nucleotide messenger RNA. RefSeq lists its product as uncharacterized. Bases 1 to 447 code for a protein of 148 amino acids. The record is from RefSeq and is a predicted model, not a curated record. NCBI's taxonomy places the organism in Eukaryota, Metazoa, Arthropoda, Insecta, Coleoptera, Coccinellidae. The transcript is spliced from 3 exons.
AUGGCCAGGCUAACUUAUUUUGCCAACUUCCAUAGUGUGGCCUCCUACGCCAUUCUUUUUUGGGGUAGUUCAUCGGAAGCGCAAAGAGUGCUUUUACUCCAGAAGAGGGCUAUAAGGGCUCUUUUCGGCCUUGGACCCAGAGACAGUUGUAGAGAGGCAUUCAGGGCUGGGGGCAUCUUGACUGUACCAAAACAGAAUGAAAAACUUUCCGAUCAAACCUUGCACAACAUCUCUGGGACAUCAGCCGAUCUCAGAAUACAAUUGGCGUUGUCCGAUAUCAGCGACGACGAGGAACAAGACCAUUAUGUAGUGAAAAGAACGCUGUCUAACAUAACGGCGAUACCACCCGCCAAUCACAUGGACGUCAUCCCGCAAAUCCUGAAGGACUAUCUUGAGAGAGUCAGCGCCCAAAGCAGCAGAUUUUUCAGUGCCCAUACUCUGUUAUAAUUAUUCAAAUAAAUAAAUAAGCCAAAAAUUA